This is a messenger RNA of Papaver somniferum (opium poppy), 3390 nucleotides long. Its product is annotated as centromere protein F-like. The transcript is spliced from 3 exons. NCBI's taxonomy places the organism in Eukaryota, Viridiplantae, Streptophyta, Magnoliopsida, Ranunculales, Papaveraceae. Gene Ontology annotation, cellular component: cytoskeleton. Bases 198 to 3119 code for a protein of 973 amino acids. The record is from RefSeq and is a predicted model, not a curated record.
UCUUGCAGAAUGUGCUCAUCAAUGCAUAUCCAAGACCCAAUUCUCACUUUCCUCUUGUAGAAUACCAACCAUCCGUCAGUACUUAAACGGAUUUCACUCGUUAUUUCAUUUUUACAAUUCAUCUUUUGAAAUUGAAACUAUAUUAGGUUUGAUUAAUUCCAUAAUAAACCCAAAAUCUUGAUAAACCCUAGGUUUUGAUGGACUCUAACGAGGAAACCAGACUAACCAGUGUUGAUCAACAGAGGAAGAAGCGGAUUAUUAUUGACUUGGAAGAAAGUAACCCUUUCGAGAAUGUUGAUAAGCAAAACAGUUUCACCAACAAAGAAGUGAUCACUAUAUUAGAUGAGGAUGAGGAUGAUCAAGAUGUUGAACAUCUACAGAACUUGAAGUUGGAACUGGGAAACGAAAUCCAAAACUUGAGGUUGAAACUGGAUAGCGAAAUUGAAGUACUUAACAAAGAAAAAUCUGCAGUAGAAAAUGAUAUCGGAUUACUUAACAAAGACAGAACAAGACUAGGAAAUGAUGUUGGGUUACUCAAUCAGAAGAGGAUUGAACUGGAAACUGGUUUUGGAUUGCUCAAAGAGGAGAAUAAUAAACUGUCUAGUGGUAAUGAAUCUCUGAAGACAAAGAAGAUUUUACUCGGAAAUGAUAUCAAACUACUGGAACAAGAAAAGGCUAAAUUGGAAAGGGAUAUUGAAUCUCUUGACAUUGACAAGACUGCCUUGGAGAAUGACGUUGAAUCAUAUGACGAGGAGAGGACAAAAUUGGGGACUGAUACCGAGUUACUCAACAAGGAGAAGACUCAACUUGUGCGUGACAUUGAAUCUCUUAACAGCAAGAAGACUGUCCUGGAGAAUGACAUUGAAUCGUUUUACAAGGUGAAGGCUACACUGGGGACUGAUACCGAGAUACUCAACAAGGAGAAGACUCAACUUGUAUGUGAUAUUAAUUCAUGUAACAGUGAGAAGACUGUUCUGGAGAGCGACAUUGAAUCGCUUUACAAGGAGAAGACUAGAUUGGGGACUGAUACUGAGAUACUCAACAAGGAGAAGACUCAACUUGGAUGUGAUAUCGAGUCAUUUAACAGCGAGAAGACCGUUCUGGAGGGCGACAUUGAAUCACUUCACAAGGAGAAGAUAAAGUUGGUAACUGAUACUGAGUUAUUCAGCAAGGAGAAGACUCAACUUGGAUCUGAUAUUGAAUCAUUUAAAAGUGAGAAGACUGUCCUGGAGAGUGACAUUGAGUCACUUUACAAGGAGAAGACUAGGUUGGGGACUGAUACCGAGAUACUCAACAAGGUGAAGACUCAACUUGGAUGUGAUAUCGAGUCAUUUAACAGCGAGAAGACCGUUCUGGAGGGCGACAUUGAAUCACUUCACAAGGAGAAGAUAAAGUUGGUUACUGAUACUGAGUUACUCAGCGAGGAGAAGACUCAACUUGGAUCUGAUAUUGAAUCAUUUAAAAGUGAGAAGACUGUCCUGGAGAGUGACAUUGAGUCACUUUACAAGGAGAAGACUAGGUUGGGGACUGAUACCAAGAUACUCAACAAGGUGAAGACUCAACUUGGAUGUGAUAUCGAGUCAUUUAACAGCGAGAAGACCGUUCUGGAGAGGGACAUUGAAUCACUUCACAAGGAGAAGAUAAAGUUGGUAACUGAUACUGAGUUACUCAGCGAGGAGAAGACUCAACUUGGAUCUGAUAUUGAAUCAUUUAAAAGUGAGAAGACUGUCCUGGAGAGCGACAUUGAGUCACUUUACAAGGAGAAGACUAGGUUGGGGACUGAUACCGAGAUACUCAACAAGGUGAAGACUCAAGUUGGAUGUGAUAUUGAAUCAUUUAACAGUGAGAAGACGGUUCUGGAGAGCGACAUUGAAUCACUUCACGAGGAGAAGACUAAGUUGGUAACUGAUACUAAGUUACUCGGCGAGGAGAAGACUCAACUUGGAUGUGAUAUUGCAUCAUUUAAAAGUGAGAAGACUAUCCUGGAGAGUGACAUUGAGUCACUUUACAAGGAGAAGAGUAAGUUGGGAACUGAUAGUGAGUUACUCAACAAGGAGAAGACUCAACUUGUAUGUGAUUUGGAAUCACUUAAGAAAGAAAUGUCUAUGGUUGGAAGUGAUGUUGAAAUGCUUAAAAACGAUAAAUAUAAGCUGGGAAAUGAUGUCGGCUUACUCGAUAAAGAAAAGUCUGAACUACAAAAAGUGAUUGAGUUAUUCUGCAACGAGAAAGAAAAGCAGCAAAGUAAUUUGGAAUCAGUUAAGAGAGAAACGUCUAUGGUUGAAAGUGAUGUUGAAUCACUUAACAAAGAGAAAUCUCAGCUAAGAAGUGAUAUCUGCUUACUCGAUAAAGAAAAGUCUGAACUCCAAAAUGGGAUUGAGUUAUUCUGCAAGGACAAAGAAAAGCUGCAAAGUAAUUUGGGAUCACUUACGAAAGAAGUUUCUAAGGUUGGAAGUGAUGUUGAAUCACUUAACAAAGAGAAAUCUCAGCUAGGAAGUGAUAUCGGCUUACUCGAUAAAGAAAAGUCUGAACUCCAAAACAGGAUUGGGUUAUUCUGCAAGGAGACAGAAAAGCUGCAAAGUAAUUUGGAAUCACUUAAGAAAGAAAUGUCUACGGUUGGAAGUGAUGUUGAAUCACUUAACAAAGAGAAAUCUCAGCUAGGAAGUGAUAUCGGUUUACUCGAUAAAGAAAAGUCUGAACUGCAAAGCGGGAUCGAGUUUCUUAACGAAGAGACGACUACACUGCGAAAUGGGGUUGCAUUGCUCAGUGAAGAGACGACUGCACUGCAAAAUGGGAUUCAGUUUCUCAAUGAAGAGAAGACUAACCUGCAUCAAUUUCUCAGUGAACAGAAGGAUGAAUUUGUUCGUUCUGCGAUAUGUGAAGUUAAUGAAUCUAUUUAUAAACGAGAGAAGAAAUUAGCUAAAAGUGAAAAAUUGGUUGCAGAGCUUCGGGAAGCUCAACAAGAACUUAUCAAGCAAAUGAAGUCAGAAAAAGUAACCAGAAAUACAGUGAUUGGAGUAAAGAGAAAGAAAGGACUCAGUGAGUUAUGGAAUUUUAGAGAGAAGAAGAGAGCCACGCUGAAAGAAGUGAUUAGUCUCCGAUUGAACCGUACAGAUAAAUAAAAGAGGCUAAGGAUUUUCAGCUGAAUAGUAGGAAUGUGGUAAUGUCUGUUUUUUGAGGUUUUCUGGGUACACAGCAUGAGGAUGCAAACAUAAUAUAAUAAUGUAAAUGUGUGUGAAUGAAUUAGGUAAUGAGAUAAAGCUAGAUGUGGAGGGAUAGAAUAGAGCUGUUAACAAUCUGCUCAGCUCGUGAUGUGAAGCUGAAUUUUGGAACUUGUAAAUGUUUUGAAUUUGAAAUGUUAAACUGCUGGCUGAAUUGGCCUUUCUCAGAAAA